AUGCCAGAACAAAGUAAUGAUUACAGAGUAGUGGUGUUUGGAGCAGGAGGAGUCGGUAAAAGUUCCCUCGUCCUAAGGUUUGUGAAAGGCACAUUUCGAGAAAGUUACAUCCCAACAAUCGAAGACACCUACAGACAAGUGAUAAGCUGUGAUAAAAGCAUAUGUACUUUACAAAUUACUGACACCACUGGAAGCCACCAAUUUCCAGCUAUGCAGCGCCUGUCUAUAUCAAAAGGACAUGCCUUCAUUUUGGUUUAUUCUGUGACCAGCAGGCAAUCCCUCGAAGAACUGAAGCCAAUCUAUGAACAAAUUUGUCAGAUUAAAGGGGAUGUUGAAAGCAUUCCUAUAAUGCUGGUUGGAAAUAAAAGUGAUGAAACACAAAACAGAGAACUGGAAAGCUCAGAAGGCGAAGCAAUAGCAAAAAAGUGGAAAUGUGCCUUUAUGGAGACAUCAGCCAAGAUGAACCACAAUGUGAAAGAGCUGUUUCAAGAGCUGCUAAACCUUGAGAAACGCAGGACUGUGAGCCUCCAGAUAGAUGGCAAAAAGAGCAAACAGCAAAAAAGAAAAGAAAAAUUGAAAGGGAAAUGUGUGGUUAUGUAA
Molecule: messenger RNA, 600 nt
Organism: Staurois parvus
Lineage: Eukaryota; Metazoa; Chordata; Amphibia; Anura; Ranidae
Source: the annotation of a GenBank genome assembly